Messenger RNA from Episyrphus balteatus (marmalade hoverfly), 1467 nucleotides. RefSeq lists its product as uncharacterized. Bases 536 to 1216 code for a protein of 226 amino acids. The record is from RefSeq and is a predicted model, not a curated record. NCBI's taxonomy places the organism in Eukaryota, Metazoa, Arthropoda, Insecta, Diptera, Syrphidae. The transcript is spliced from 4 exons.
UUUUUUUUUUUUUGUUUGUCUGUAGUCUCGAAAAAAACACAAGAAAUUAAACAAAAAUAAAUUUUAAUUUAACAAAUAAAACUCCUCAUCACCAGAGAGUGCAAAAUAGAAUUAAUUUAUUCAUAUUAAAUAUCUUCAUAUUUCAUUUACCACUUAUUUAUUUCAUUACAAAAUUGCAACACAUAAAAAAAACUAAAAAACCGACGACAUUAUAAAAGAAUUCCAGGAAUUACAACAAAAACUUGCUUUUUUUUUUGCCUUACUUAAAUUACAACAAGUUGCACCUCUCAAAAGCAAAGCAAAAAAAAAAGAAAACGAGGAGGAGAAAACAGCAGCAGCAAAAACCAAAAAAAAGUCAUCAUGAUGAGCCACUUUUUUUGGUAGAAUAAAAAGAAAAACCUUGUCGGAAAAAAACCAAAUAAAAAAAAAAACAAGAAAAAACAAUUUAAAACCAAAUAAAGGAAGAGGAACUCGAGGAAGUGAUUCACUUUUUUUUCAGAAACAAAACAAACAAACAAAAACUCCCUCAACAAAAAUGAGCAUCAAAACAAGAGCAUUAGUGUUUUCGACAUUCUUUGGAAGCUGCAUAGCAAUCGGCUUGCUUUUGGUCAGUUUAACAACAAAUUAUUGGGUUCGAGCGUCGCCGAAACGACACAAUACUUCGGAAUCUUUUGGAAAUGUGAACUAUGGCCUCUUCUUUGGUAACAGAGAUUUAAAUGUUGGUUAUGGGAACCGCACCGAUGCUGUUAAUGUCUACACAUUUAUUACAACCGAACCGGAUAUAAUGAAUUUUUGGCUAUGGCUAGUCACUGCCCUGGGAACUGGAUUCGGACUUUUAAGUUGUGCUAUAGCAGCGAUAGGAUCUGUUAUUAAAGCAGCUUCAGCGUCAAAAAAGCGAGGCACAAUGGUUUUGCUAUUUGUAUCAAAUAUCUCAUCGGCAUCAUCGCAGAUUAUUGCAUUUGUUUGUUGGGUUAUUCAGUUCUAUCAGUACCUAACUCACAAUGUCUUGCCAUUGGAGGAUCGAACAAAGAUGCGUUGGUACAGUCAUGGAACAGCUUCAUUUGGUUUUAGCUUUUUCAUGCUUGUUUUAUCAAUACUUAUUGUCUUAAUCAAUAUUGUCAUACUAAUUUAUGCAAAACGCCGUGAACACAGAGAGGAUCAUCGUUUUGAGCCACCAUCGGAGGAGAAAAAUCAAAGUGCUAUAAUGCUCUAUUAAAAAAUGCCAACAAAACUUGCCUUUGUAUUGUUUUAAUUUUUUUAGUUUUAAAAAAAAGUUUAUUAUAAUGAAUCUCUCAGUUAAUAAGUUUUCUACUUAAUGCAAAAGUCAGUAAGGUAAUGUCGUAAUGUUUAUGUUAAGUGAAGAAACUAGAAUAUCAAAAAUACUCCCAAAAAUAAAAUAAAAAGAACUAAAGGGUUAUCUCUUUGAGCUGAUAAACUAACUCGAAUAUAAUGAAUUAAAUUAUAAUU